GCCUCGCCUCGCCAUGGUGGAGCAGGGAGACGCGGCGCCGCUUCUGCGCUGGGCCGAGGGCCCCGCGGUCUCUGUGCCGCAGGACCCCGCGCUGCAGGCGGGAGGAUGGGCCCGGGGCGGCGGCGGGAGCGGCCGGGUGGCCGUGGAAGCGCCCCGAAGGCGGGAACCCGACGAGCCAGCUCCCCAAGAAGUGCUGCUGCAGCCGGGGCGCCUGGAGCUUGGCGACGUGGAGGAGGACCAGGUGGUGGCCGUUUUCGUGGUCACCUUCGAUCCCCGCUCCGGAAACAUGGUAGAAUGGUGCUUGCCUCAAGAUGUUGACCUUGAAGGUGUCGAGUUCAAGUCUAUGGCCAGUGGGUCCCAUAAAGUCCAGUCUGACUUCAUUUAUUUUCGGAAGGGCCCCUUCUUUGGCCUGGCCUGCUUUGCCAACAUGCCUGUGGAGAGCGAGCUGGAGCGCGGCGCUCGCAUGAAGUCUGUGGGUAUCCUCUCUCCAUCCUACACCCUGCUCUACCGCUACAUGCAUUUUUUGGAGAACCAGGUUCGACACCAGCUGGAGAUGCCGGGACACUACUCUCAUCUGGCUGCGUUCUAUGAAGACAAGAAAGGGGUGCUCCAUGCGGGCCCUGGGAGGGGUGGCAGCUUGCCUCCUGUCUACUGGCUGCCUUCCAUCCACCGCUACAUGUAUCCUGAGAUGAAGAUCACACACCCGGCUGGCUGCAUGUCUCAGUUCAUUAAGUUCUUUGGAGAACAGAUCCUCAUUCUCUGGAAGUUUGCCUUACUCCGGAAGCGCAUUCUGAUAUUUUCUCCCCCACCCGUGGGUGUUGUGUGUUACAGAGUGUACUGUUGCUGCUGUCUGGCCAAUGUCUCACUGCCUGGCAUUGGGGGCACUAUCCCUGAGUCCAAGCCUUUCUUCUAUGUGAACGUGGCUGACAUCGAGAGCCUGGAAGUUGAAGUGUCCUAUGUAGCCUGCACCACAGAGAAGAUAUUUGAGGAGAAGCGGGAGUUGUACGAUGUCUACGUGGACAACCAGAAUGUAAAGACGCACCAUGACCACCUGCAGCCCCUGCUGAAGAUCAACAGCGCGGACAGGGAGAAAUACCGUCGGCUCAAUGAGCAGAGGCAGAUGCUGCUGUACUCCCAGGAAGUUGAAGGAGACUACAACCCUUGUGAAGAGGACCUCUUUGUGCUGUUUUUCCUAGAACAGAACAACCGGAUUUUUCAGACUCUGAUGGAGGUGUCGGCUAGUCAAGACAAAACUCUAACAGCUGAGCAUGCCCGAGGCAUGGGACUGGAUCCCCAGGGAGAUAGAAGCUUCCUUAUGGACCUGCUGGAGGCCUACGGCAUCGAUGUCAUGCUGGUCAUUGACAACCCCUGUUGUCCAUAGGAAGAGUGACUGGACUGGUGGUGAGACACUCGUGUGGGGUGACAGGAGCCUGGAGUGCACCCUAGGCCCUCUGCAGCUUCAGUUUUAAUUAAGUUGACCCAAGCGACUGUUUAUACUUUCCAACACAUGUCAUUUUUGCCAUUCCCUUUCUCCCCCUCAGCUCUGGGACUGCGGUGAGGCUGCCUGGGUUUUGUAGCCUUUGGUUGGACAUGGGAAUCUACUGUCUUCCACUGUUGCUUCUUUGGGUUUAGUCUUAAGAGUUUCAUUAGUCAGAGUGACUCAAACUCUGGGAUGAACUGCUCAGAAAGUCUAUGUCUCUGUCCUUUGUCGCAUACAAGAAUGAGGUAACCAUGUGUCCUAGUGUGGCCUUAGAUGUUCAUCUGCCUAAAAACUGAAACUAAUCAAAUGACCUUUCAAGGUCACCAAGUUCUAGGAGUCAGUUUGGGCUCACCUGUUUGUCAUAGGGCAAGUCUGAACCUUCUCAGUUCACUGGAGUAGAGGGAUCACAGAGGAGAAAAAAAAAUGUUUCCAACAGAAUGGCAGGGAAAGGUUGAAAACUAGAAUUAAUCCCUGAAAUCCUUCCUAAAGUAAGGGAAUGGUAGCUACGAGUUAUAACAUUACACAGUUCUAUCCCUCCCCAUCGUAUUCCAUUCCCCUCGGUCAAUUCUGAAGUGCUGGCCCUGGAGCUUACAAGCAAAUUCAUCGGACAUCUGAGUCUCUUAAGGGCUGAAUAUCCUCUUGGACUAAUACUGUUCAAACAGGUGAGGGAAGAAAUCCCCAAUGUGUCUGAGAGCUCUCUGGAGGGUGGUGCACAAUCCUGCAGCAGAUACUCCUGCUGAAUUCUGAGGUGCAGCUAGGGUCCUAGCUGGUUCACUCAGAGGUCGGGGUGUGAGGUUAACAGGUCUCUUAACCAGUUUGAAACUCCCAUAAGGCAGUUGUUAACCAUGUUCAGGAAGCCAGUUCCAGUGCUGCUUUCGUUAAGGAUUUUGAAUUUUUGAUAAUGAUUUCUUCUCCUGUGCCCUUCCUGCCUGCCUUUGUUAUAUGUGGCCAGCUAGCUAGCCAUCAAACAUCUGUGUCAGCAGCCAGGCUGAUGUCCACAGCGGACAGAACUUCGAAUGGAGGGGCCAUGUUUCUUACCUCAAUCUGGGUUCUUGAGGCUUGUUGCUUAACUCAAGUAUUUUCACCGUAGCUCCUUGAUAACAAAUUUCAAGAGUGAAGAGAUUUGUGUGUGUGAAAAUGCAAAUAGACACUGAUGAGUCAGGGUAACAUCUUUUCUGUAAAUAUAUAAAUAAGUUUAAGGCAUUGACAUAAACUGUUCUAGUUAAUAGAUUUUUCUCCUGAGCAAUGUGGGUUUAGUCAGUGUGGUUUAAACACCCGGUAACAUGUUUACAAAAAGCAAAGCUGUGCUCAGUGGCUUCCGUUUCACCUGUUUUGUCUCUCUAGCUACCGUCUCUUACAGCAGGGCUGAGCAGGGACCACGUGAUGCUGAUGGAGCCACCUUCCAGUGGUCUCGUAAGCUCAUUCAGGGGUAGAUAGCCAGAGAUGGGAACAGGAGCAAAAGGAGGCUGCUUCUUCUGCGGGACUACAAGAAUCUCUUAGUUUAGAAUUCAGUUUCUUGAAGAGCCCAUUUCUAAGAACCUCCCUGGAGCCUUGUGCGUGCCAAUCCUGCUUCCUGUGUUGUUGUAGCUGCAAGCUGAGCAGUGCUGGUCUAAAGGUAGCAAGGGUGAGAAAGCUUGUCAAGUAGAGACUGUGGGUUCUUUGUAACUAAGCAGCUGUGUUAGGUCAUAGGUUCCGGGCUUAGCUGACCCCAGAGCAGAACUUCUUGUUCAGCAAUUCCUUCAGUCCUUCCCUACCUUGCUGGUCCUCCUGGGGCCAGAACCUGGCUCAGGCGUCUGUGUGGCUGGACAGUGUGUAUGUUAGCACCUCUGCACCCUUUGCUUCUAUUUAUCAGCUACAGAGUAUGUCUUUAGAAGUGACCCUAGUCUAUGUCACUGUGAAGUCUCACUUCAUUCCAGAAUGCUUCCCAAGUGGCAGUUAGCAGAUACAAGCCCACAUAAUAUGCUGUGAAUUUCCUAUGAAGGAAAGUAGUUUGUUCAGAACUACAUAGGAACCCUCUACAGUGAUGGCAAAAGCUAGGAGCCAGAGGAUGUGCUUUGCUGUCAUCCUUGAAAUAUUUUCUGAACACCCACCUGCUUUUAUUUGAAAGAAGUUAGUUCACAACCUUCAGAGCUUUCUGACCAUCAGCAGAGAUAGGCUUUUUUUUUUUUUUUUUUAACUACUGGCCUCUAGGAACAGGGCUGAAAACUCAGAUGUGGGUCCUGCCACGGUGCUGGUCACCCUCAUCAGAUCCCUGCCUAAGCUGGCAGAACCUUUCUGGGGAGCAUUAGCCCCCAUUUGUACUCUGCAUUAACCUGGAAGCACUUGCUGACUUGCACUGCUGGCUACUCAAGUCAUUUUUGAGUUAGCAGAUCUUUCCAAAGGCAGCCAUCCUCAGGGGGCCUGAAAUUGGGGUCUGUGGUUUGUGGACAUGCACAUUAAGUAUAACACACUAAGCAUAAUGAAGCCUCAUAAAGUGGAUGUUUUCAGUUUUGUUAACAGAUGGUCAUUCCUAGCUAGUUAUUGCUUGGCUCAGAACUCUUUCCUAAGAAAGAGUAAAAAUAGCAGAGCCCAGUUUACAGAGAAAGGCCAAGUCAUUGCUUGGUAAUGAAUCCUUCCCUGUGUUGGGCAUGGAUCCAGGCCAGUGUCAGUGUCCUACCUGGAGCCCAUAUGGUCCAGUCAGUUAGGAGUACAAUGUGACAGGAGGCAUUUGCCUCCCACACCUCCCACCCACUCCGGCUUCAGGAGAGAAGCUGGUUUCAUUGCUAAGAUAGAACUUAGGAUAGGAACUUGAAACUUGUAACUUACCUUGACAGGAAAACCACGGGAAAGGUGAGUGACACUCAGAGUAGUGCCAAACUCUUCUUGAGAAGGACCACUUACAUCUAAUAUAUUUUAGCUAGAAGAUAAAGGCAAAUGAAAUCGUAGCUAAUUGCUGUCUUCAUUCUGGUGGCAAGGGAGACAAACCUUCUCUGUCUUGAGGCACUGAAAGCUUAUUGGUACAGUGAAAAGGUAAAGAGAACUCAGCCUUCACUGAGGCUUUCAGGGAGACUUCUCUCAAGGGUGGGGAUGAAUUAGCCUUCUGGUGGCAAACCAGCCUCCUAGAGACGCAGGGACUCAGGACCUGCCUUUUUCCUUAAGCUGCACAGCUAGUGAGUGGCCUGAGAUGUUUUCUCUGGGUCUAGUGUGAGGGUCCUUGUAGAGGUAAAAAAGGGAUACAGGGGUGUGGAUGGACAGAACUAUAAGAUAAUGCUGAGUUUCACAGUGAACUUGCCUUAUUAUGAGAAGAGUUAGAAAACCCAAGAAUAUCACAGGAGGACCCAACAUGCCCUCCGGGGGCUGUUGUGUUUCCAUUAGGCUUCCAGGCUAGUAGACUGAUUGUGAGAGCUGUCCAGCCCUCUCACUUCUCCCUCAUAGCUCGUAGUUCUAUGGGAGAGCUAUGGGCUUACCUCAGCAGGCCCAGCCUCAUCCCUUCUCAUUUCAUGAAAACCCUUUUUUGAUUCAGGUAGGGGAAGGGGAGGAGUUAAGGGCUUCUUUAUACCUAAGACAUGGGUUUUGACUCUUCCAUUUUAUUGCUAAUAUACCUCUGUUCCCAGGAGCUACUGAAGUACUGAGUGUUGUGGGAGGAAAAAAAAAUAAUGUGAAUUAAGGUAAUGUUUUUCCUACAAGAAAUGGGAGUUUAUUUUUUUAUAUCAGUGUUACUGAGUGGUGACUUGAGUACUCAAGUGUUGGAAUGGAAAGGAAUUGCAAAGUUAUAAUAUAAGAAAAAAUGGGCAGUUUUGUAGUUUGAUAGCAGCCCAGGCUCUUAGAUGUGUCACUGUCCAUGACAGUGUUUAAAGCAUGAGCACAGACUCUGUGCUGUAUUAUUCCAGCAGCAUUGCGGGAGAUAAAGUCAGCUGGCCCAGGAAGAAUGAGAGGGACAGUAACCUUGAGUGAAGCUCUAGGACAGAAGAGGUUAAAUAGUCUUUCAGUGACUACUCCCUCUUGGUCAAGGGAGGGCGAUGGGAAUGGGAGAUAGUUUUCUAACUGGCACUUUAAUUCAUUUUAGCGGCUGGAAGUUGGGUGAUACUGUAAAUUUAGAAAAGGAAUAGGAAUUUUCUGGUGCUAUAUAGAGAAAUGAAGAUGGGAAAAAUCAAACUCUGCUUUUAACAUUUAGAACAUGUUCUAGAAUUUCAGCAUGGCACUGGCUUUCAGAACCACGGUGACUUAAAUUCUGAAAGGUUUGCAUUUGUAGCAGGUGCCUGCUUAGUCUGCUGAGUUUACUUUGCUUCCUAAUGAUUAUGGGGCUCAUGGGGGUAGCACAGGGUUAUAUAAAUUGUGCUUUAAGUGGAAGUGCAAAGUGAAAAGCUCAUGUAGAGCAAAUAUGUUUAAUCAACAUUGUAUCUGGGUAAAUUAAACAAAGAUAUAUAAAAGUUAGAAAAAUGAACUUUGGGUUUGCUGUGCCCACAUCAGCCACAAGAAAUGGAUUCUGCGCUCUGGCACUGCCAGCAUGAGUGGCUGCCAGGACUUGGGACAGGGGUAAACAAAACCAAUUUCUUUUAUUUGCCCAAAACUUGUUGGCUAAAUUUUUAUAUCAGUCUGAAAUAUAACCCUUCCUGAAAAAGAAAUAGUUAGAAAUAGUUGUAACCAAGGAAAUAUGUUUUCCUAGUGUUUUUUUUUUUUUUAACAUAGUGUCCCUGUUGCCUUAAAUGUAAAAACCUAUUUUGAGUAAUAACCCCAGCAUAAGAGUUAUAGCAAUAAGAGAACCCGGAUCUAUUUUUGUUUCAAGUCUUUACCUCAUAGACAAAGUCAGAAGGGUAACUGAUAAGUUUAGCUCUGGGUACCACUGCAGACUGAUGUAUCCUCUCUCUGUGUCUUUAACCGUGUAUUAUUUACAGACCUGAAGGAAGCUGGACUUAACCCCGAGGCUAAAUGUAAAUGUUUCUUGAAUUGGUUCUUCCUGUGGUACACUUUAACACCCGUGUAUGUCAUAUCUGUAUAUAUCUGAACCAAGUUAUGUGCAGAGCUUGAUAAUAACUAUAUUUACAAAAAAACAAUUUUUACAAUUAAAGUUCACAUUUUAACAUGA
This is a messenger RNA of Meriones unguiculatus (Mongolian gerbil), 6545 nucleotides long. RefSeq names its product DENN domain containing 11 (gene Dennd11). Lineage: Eukaryota; Metazoa; Chordata; Mammalia; Rodentia; Muridae. The transcript has 9 exons. The coding region runs from base 14 to 1381 and encodes 455 amino acids. The record is from RefSeq and is a predicted model, not a curated record. Gene Ontology annotation, cellular component: cytoplasm.